AGUUAGUCUUGGAUUUGCAAAACUUUACAUGAAAUGUUUUUGGUGGGAUUAUAUUUUUCAAAAGAUAUUAUGUAUCUUUUCAUUUAUAUAUUUUUUUAUGUAACUAAUACUUUUCAUUUAUAUAUUUAAAAAAAAUAUAUCUUGUACUUGUUUUAGAGCUACGCAAACCAUAGUACUCAUUUUAAUGCCGUAUUACAUGCGCACCUCUGUAGUUUGAGCAGUUUCUGGUAGGGAAAUCCCGGAUACAAGAUUUACCUUUUGUAUAGAUUUGGAUCGUGUCGUGCGUGUCUUCUUGUUUUUUAUUACACAGCAGCAGAUGCAGUGUGCUUAAAGGAUUUCAGUGUUUUUGAUACACAAAAAUAAGUUUAUUAAUUUCCUAGGUGUCUUCCUAAUGCAUUUAGCCUUUAUGAAAGUGUGGUGUGUUCGAUAAGUGGAGAAAAGAUGCAACGUAAUUUAGAAUUAAUUAUGCAAGUUGAAACUGUAAGUCUCGAUACCGUGAUGAAUGUCGAAAAAUACUUGGAGCCUGGUGAAAUAAUCUCUCUAAUGUUUCUUUUGAAUGAACCAUGUGAAAAAACCUUAGAAAUCCUGAUCGCAUAUCAACGUGCUUCUAAAAUUGAAGGAAACACUUCUAACAUUUUACUGAAUUGGGCAAUAGAGACUAGUAAAAAGGAAUCUUGGAAAUGGUUAUUCGUAGACGCACUCCUGACAUGUCAACUCAAUUCCGUUAUAAAAAAAAUGGGUAUUGAUAUCCGUGGACUAAAAAAACAUAUAUUAUUGAACCAACAGGACUACAUUGAUCCAAUAAAAAAACACAUUUACAAAAUAUGUGAAAACAUUAACAAUAAUUUAUACAUAAAAAUUAAGAGAAUUCUUUAUGAAAAUAACGAUUUCCUUUUGGACGACCAUGAAAGUUGUGAAAUAGUUUUCUUGAAACUAAUGUGUAAAAAAAUUUUCACAAUCUCUUCUGAGGAUUUAAAAUUGGAAGUCAAUGUAAAUAAAUUAGUGAAUGUUUUGGAUCAAAUACAGGAAUUGCGCGAGUUAUCUAUUGAAAUGAAAUAUUUGGCUACAGUUAAUAUCAAUCCAAGUAAAGCUCUUUGUGAUACUCCAAAAACUUCCUGCAAGCAAAAGGAAAGUACGGAAAAAAAUGAAGACACGAAAUUACACAUUGAUGAUUUUGACGAAACUUUUACAUUACUCAAUCAAAUAUGGAUAGAAGAUAUAAAUUUAAAAUUGAAAUGUGACUGAAAUAAAGUUUCAUUUAUAGAUAUUGUUUUAUUUCUUAAUUGUUUUUAUAGCGGCAACAGAAAUACAUUAUCAAUUAAAAUUUCAAAUGUUUAACUAUCACGGUUAAUGAGAUAUAACCUGGUGACGGACGGACGGAUAGGAGAUUUACAAUUACCCUUUAAAAAAUCUAAACUGCAAUAGCUUUCCAAAAAACUAACCUCAAUAGUAUUAAAUAAUACUUAUCUCAAAAGCGACUUUUUCAAGAUGCCAUUGAAGCCGGGCGGAGGUU
Molecule: messenger RNA, 1513 nt
Organism: Diatraea saccharalis (sugarcane borer)
Lineage: Eukaryota; Metazoa; Arthropoda; Insecta; Lepidoptera; Crambidae
Source: the annotation of a GenBank genome assembly